UUGCCGUACCAUCACAUGUGGUCACAAUCAAAGAUCUCAAAUGUUUACUACAGGCUAAUUGUCUAUACAAUGCCGACACCGAGAUGGUUUUGCUUCAAUAUAUACAUAGUCACAAUUCCAGCGCCAUAUUGUGUCCUGAUGAAUUAAUAUUCCGACGAGCUGAUUAUGAUAUUUUUAUUAGUCCGAGAUGUGAUCUGAUUCGCAAUCAUCAUUCAUCGGGUCUGAGUGAAGAGUCGAACCGAAAGUGUCGUGAAUUGUGUGAAGAGAUGUCGGCUCUGAAGGCAAGCAAUGAGUCCGAAGUGAAGGCAUUGAAAGCACAGCUCAAGUCAGUCAUGGAUUCAAUGCAGACAAUGGCUCAAGAGAUUAAUGAUUUGAAUCAAAAAUUGUCGACUUGUGAUAAUAGUGAACAGAUGUCAGCCAUGAAAGCGAGUAAUGAGUGCGAAAUGAAAACAUUGAGGGCACAGAUCAACACAUCUGGAGAUUCAAUGCAGACAAUGGCCGAAGAUAUCAAUGAUUUACAGCAAAAGUUGUCGACUUUAGAUAAA
This is a messenger RNA of Medioppia subpectinata, 545 nucleotides long. The record is from the annotation of a GenBank genome assembly. NCBI's taxonomy places the organism in Eukaryota, Metazoa, Arthropoda, Arachnida, Sarcoptiformes, Oppiidae.